Molecule: messenger RNA, 438 nt
Organism: Ailuropoda melanoleuca (giant panda)
Lineage: Eukaryota; Metazoa; Chordata; Mammalia; Carnivora; Ursidae
Product: cadherin EGF LAG seven-pass G-type receptor 1-like
Exons: 2
Biological process (GO): Notch signaling pathway
Molecular function (GO): Notch binding; calcium ion binding
Source: RefSeq, a predicted model, not a curated record
CAGCAAGGCGUUGCUUUGGGGACCAGAGAGAACUUGGGGGCUCUCUUAACCCCUGUUUACCUUUUGAGUUUCCUUCAACCCCAAGACGCUGAACUGAAUCCACCUGCCCCUCUUAACUCAGGGAGUGAGAAUGGGGGAGACAUCCACCAACGUCGCCACGCUGAACAUGAACGACGCCCUCAAGGUCAGGGUGAAGGACGGCUGUGACGUGGAGGACCCGUGCACCUCCAGCCCCUGCCCUCAGCACAGCCGCUGCCAGGACGCCUGGGACAGCUACUCCUGCAUCUGUGACAAGGGGUACUUCGGAAGGCAGUGUGUGGACGUGUGCCAGCUGAACCCCUGCGAGCACGUCUCGGCGUGCGUGCACAAGCCCGGCUCCCCGCGGGGCUAUGCGUGCGAGUGCGGGUCCAGCCACUACGGCCAGUACUGCGAGAACAA